Messenger RNA from Cyprinus carpio (common carp), 3208 nucleotides. Its product is annotated as UDP-glucuronosyltransferase 2C1-like. Gene Ontology annotation, molecular function: UDP-glycosyltransferase activity. Lineage: Eukaryota; Metazoa; Chordata; Actinopteri; Cypriniformes; Cyprinidae. The coding region runs from base 1379 to 2983 and encodes 534 amino acids. The transcript has 2 exons. The record is from RefSeq and is a predicted model, not a curated record.
UACUCUACAUGUAAUGAAUCUAGAAUAUAUGAAAGUUAAAAAAAAAAAAACAUUUUAUUUUUAGAUGCACCUGGAUGUCUUUGUAUACUGAUAAAAAAGUUGUGGAAAUAGCUGGUUGCAGUGGCAGCUGUAAAUUCUGAAAAACAGAAGCACAAAUGUGUGCUAUUUAUGGCAAAAAUUUUACUCCGCCUAUAAUCUAUUUAUAAUUAUUUCAAGUUUAAAACUAAAAAGUGAACUUGACAAUGCUUUUAUAUUUUUUUUACAAAUGCUAAGGCAAAAGACAAAACUAUCAAUUAAAGACAUUGCUUUAGAAAUUAAAAAUUAGAAAUUGCUUUAUCCCCUUGCUUCUUGGCUCCCCCCCCCCCCCACCCCGCACUGGCAUGACUAAAGUUGAAAUAUAACUCCAGCUCUGGAGGUAAAUACCCUUUGCUCCUUUGAGAACAUGAACUUUCACUCACACACUGUAGUAUGCACAUGCAAUAGUACUGUUAUGGGAGUGAGCAGCAGGGCCAAAGAAGGGUAAACUGUGACGUGACCAUGAUUUAGCAUGCCAUGUUUUCAAGGUAGAAAAUAUUACAGAGUUUAUAUAAUAAAACUGGGCAGGCUUCCAGAAAAAAAAAGAUUGAGUUCACUAUAUAUUUUCCCAUGUAAAAACACUCAUGAUAAUCUCAUUGACUCCCAGUGAAUCAUUGUAUAACUGAAAUCUAUGUUGUUCUAAUACUUGUUUCUUAUGGAAAAUAUUCCAGACCAAAAUGUACCAAUCCUUUACAUUACAUUUAUAAAUUUUGGAAUUUAUUGCAUUUUAUUAUAGCUAAUUUAAUAAACUCAUAAGCAAUGAAGUUGACUACUACAGCUUGGUAAUACUUUCAUAUCACAGUGAAAACGUAUUCAAAUUUUGUAUUCUGCUUUAUUAUUCAUUUAUUUUUAUUUGUUGUUAUUAUCUGUUUAGUAUGCAGUAGAGUAGAGCUACAGUAAAGCAUGGUGCUAGCAACAUCAAAGCCAUGGGGUCAAUUCCCUGCAAAUGAACAAACUGAUAAAAUUAUGCCUUGAAAGUAAUGUAAGUCGCUUUGGAUAAAAGCAUCUGCUAAAAGCAUGUAAAUAUUAGAGGGAAAAAAUUUAUUUGAUGGAAUUGUGGCAGUUCUGCUUCAGUACCACAGUUGUAACAUUAAAUAGUAGUUCAUUAACAGUACACCUCCACUUGGAAAUGCUCUUUUCCCUAUUAAAGGCUGACCGACCCUUCACUUACAUUACAUACGAUAGUAUUUGUGUCUUGUCAUGCACAUUGAGUCUGAAGGAGAGUAAGCUGUACUUGUAUUUCUUUGACUUAUCUUACACUCAACAAAGGCUGACCUGGUAGUGAUUUUGCGUCUACAUUUUCAUGGGUGCCAUGAACAGACAGUUAUUUCAAUCAUGUGGGCAAAUUUUCAUAGCCCUUCUACUGACGAGUUUCCCAGUUGUUCAAAGCAGGAAGGUUCUUGUCUUUCCUGUGGAUGGCAGUCACUGGGUCAACAUGAACAUCUUGGUGGAGGCACUUCAUGCCAAAGGUCACAAUGUUACAGUCAUUCGGAUGGCAGACAGCUGGUACAUCAAAGAAUUCUCCCCUCACUACACAUCAAUCACUAUAAAUUCUCCUGGAGGAUUCGAUGAAGAAUUCUUUGAGACGUUUGCAUUCAGACUUAUGAAAAUUCAGAGGGAAGGUUCCACCUGGGCUCGUCUGAAGCUGGAGAUAGAAACGUGGCUAGGCACUUUUGAGUUAACCAAAGUAGAAUGUGAGAUGAUAAAGAGCAUGAUGGAAGACCAGCAGCUAAUACAGUCUUUUAGGGAUGCCAAGUAUGAUUUGCUUCUUACAGAUCCAUUCUUGUUUGGAGGUGUUCUUUUGGGCCACUUCCUGAAGCUGCCCAUUGUCUACAAUAUCCGUUGGACAAUGUAUAGUGAAGCACAUUUCGUGAUAGCUCCUUCUCCACUUUCUUAUAUUCCUUUUCCAAUGGUGGAGUUAUCAGAUCGCAUGAGCUUUUUUCAAAGAGUGAAAAAUGUAGUGAUGUACACUGUAACUGAAGCUAUGGGUGCUUUACUGUUUGCUCCAAAUUAUGAUGCACUUUGCGAACGGUUCAUUGGCCCAGGAGUGUCCUUCCUUACCUUACUUCAGAGUGCUGAUCUGUGGCUCCAUAGAGUUGAUUUUAUUUUUGAAUUCCCGCGUCCCACUAUGCCGAACAUUGUCUACAUGGGAGGUUUUCAAUGCAAGCCAUCAAAGCCUCUUCCCCAAGAUCUGGAGGACUUUGUGCAGAGCUCUGGUGAUCAUGGUGUCAUCAUCAUGUCUCUGGGCACUCUCAUUGGUCAGCUUCCUGAUGAUGUGGCUGAGGCGAUAGCUGAAGCUUUUGCGGAACUUCCACAGAAGAUCAUCUGGAGGUACAAAGGAAAGAGACCAUCUGCACUAGGAAACAACACCUUAAUGAUGGACUGGAUGCCACAGAACGAUCUUCUGGGUCAUCCUAAGACCAGAGCCUUUGUGGCACAUGGAGGAACCAACGGGAUUCAAGAAGCCAUUUACCACGGGGUACCUAUCAUUGGAUUUGGGCUGAUUUUUGACCAGCCUGAUAAUCUUGUAAAAAUGAGAGUACGAGGUGUAGCCAAGACUGUAGACUUUGCCACAGUGGAUAAGGACUCCUUUCUUAAAACUGUCAAAGAGGUUCUUUAUGAUCCCUCUUAUCGGGAGAACAUGCAGAGGCUCUCAAGGCUUCACAAGGACGUUCCAGUGAAACCUCUGGACAACGCCAUCUUCUGGAUUGAGUUUGUUAUGAGGCACAAAGGUGCUGCUCACUUGCGCACAGAGUCUUACAAAAUGCCCUGGUACUCUUAUCACUCUGUUGAUGUCAUACUGUUCCUGCUUUCUGCUGUGUCACUCAUAAUCUUGACUAUAUAUGCAGUAAUCAGAUAUUUCUGCUGCAGAAUAUGUUUAAGAAAAGCAAAAAACAAACUUGAAUGAGUUUAUUAUUAUUAUUAUUAUUAUUAUUAUUUAGGUAAUAAGCAACUCUAGGUCAGGCAUUUAUAUUUAUGACCAAAGUUUUGAAUCAUUAUGAUGUUCAUUUCAUACGGUAAUCUAUAGAUGUUGAUUUAUUGGUUUGUGCAUGUUUAAAUUUAUGUUAUUGUUUUAGAACCAUAUUCUGUAUUUCAAUAAUGAAUUAUGUCAGGUCUACAUUGGUUUUUAGUU